This is a messenger RNA of Melanotaenia boesemani (Boeseman's rainbowfish), 2288 nucleotides long. It is a transcript of the gene il1fma, whose product is annotated as interleukin-1 family member A. The transcript has 7 exons. NCBI's taxonomy places the organism in Eukaryota, Metazoa, Chordata, Actinopteri, Atheriniformes, Melanotaeniidae. The coding region runs from base 123 to 1205 and encodes 360 amino acids. The record is from RefSeq and is a predicted model, not a curated record. Gene Ontology annotation, molecular function: cytokine activity. Gene Ontology annotation, biological process: cellular response to lipopolysaccharide; positive regulation of gene expression; inflammatory response.
AUCUUUAACCCUGCCAGUGGCCCCGCUCCUACUUCUCCUUUUGCACAAAUACAGCUUUUAAAGGCGGCUGCGAUCUCCAGAGGUUUCAGUCUUUGUGAUCACCAACCACAACUACCAGCAGCAUGGACCUGAAGGGUGACCUGGUUAGUGGAAGUGUGCUGAUUUCACACCAGCUUAAUGAAGGGAAGCAUGACUACAAAGUGGAAAAUGUGGUUAAGUACAAAAAGGAGAAAGGAACAAAAAUGUUUGCUAGAGGAGACAGGUUAAUGGAAAUAAAUGGUGUGGACCUUCAAGACAUUACACCUGAAAAACUGGUUGAAGAGUUAUCUAGAGGGAAUCCAAUGUUGACGGUACAUAAAACAGACAGUAAAAAGGAGCACAGUAAGAACUUUCCCUCAGAUGAGGACGCUUUACUACCAUUCUCCAAGGAGUCCACAGUUCUGAAUUUUUCCUGGGAAAUGACAAGGGAGGAUGAGAAUAAAGCUGAGGAAGGGGGAGAAGAAAAGAAUAUGACGAGUCUAGAGGAGGAUAUUUGCAGAGAAAAGAAUGGGGAGAACACGGAGGGAGGCGAUCUGCUCUUCAUUCAGAUGAUAAAAACUAGCAUCUCUUUGGUGAGAGGCAGAGGCUGCGAACCCGGGAGCCCUUGCCAGUGUUGUAACGGGACAGGAUGUACCUUCAAUGAUGUGGUUUUGGUGGCUGAAUCAAGCAGGGUGACAUUUGUUCCCCAAGGAAGUACCAGUUUCAGAAUGGAAAAGCUGGCUAAAGUUUUUCUUGAACAUGUACUAUCUCACAACUAUCUCAGCGGUAUCUGCUCACAGAAGACUCUUGUUCCAUCACCAAAUCCGAAAAGAAUCACCAUUUACUACUACAAAUCUAAUGGUAUGGACCAGUCUUUCAGAGGCAUGCCAGUGGUCCUAAACCUUACCGACUCCAACUGCUUUCUCAGGUGCUGUAAGGAAGGGGAUAAGGUGCUCCUGCAAGUGGAGACAUGUGAAAUGCAGAGGCUAAGGCAGAUAUCCAAGAGCGAUGAGAGCACCCUCGCCUUCGUUUUCUACAUGAAGGCUGACCGCACAAAACAGCGAAAAUUUGAAUCAGCUCUCCACCAAGGCUGGUUUAUGAGCAUCGUCAACCCAGACUUAGUAGAAAUGGAAACACUGGAUGGAGGAAGGGAGGACCCAUCAUUCCUCUUCAUCAUUCAGAAGUGAUUGGGGGUUGUUUUCUUCAGCCACUUGUCUUUCAAGUCCACAUGUGAAAUUCUCUGUAGGAUUUUAUAUGACUUAUGCUUUUUUUAAAAGUAAAUAAAUAAAAACAAGGGAGAGGAACUCUUUAUCUUGUCCAGAAACAGAUCUCAGAAAUAGAUGUUCUGAACAGAGAUGCAUAGAUAUGUAAGGCCAGCUUCUGAUUGGCAGCUGGUCAAGUUCAUUAACACAGGAACCAAGGUAAACAUCUGUAUUUCUGCUUUUAUCUUUUUUUAUUAUUUAUUAUUAUUUGCAACUUGCUUAAAUUUUUGUCAGUUUUUAAUUUUUAUUAUUUAUAAUUGUUUUAUUCCAGUUAUUAUACUUGUGUGCUUUUUGUAAUGUUUGAUCUGUAAAACAAUUUGGAUUCCUCAUAUGGGUUUGAUUAAGUGCUGUAUAAAUAAAGUUGAGCUGAGAUUAAUAUUAUCAUAAAAUAUGAAUCUGUUUUUAAAUGUUUAUGAUUAAUCAGAUAAUGUGACAACAAAUGCUACACAUGUAUUUGUUCCAAGUCAACAUUAUAUAAAAGCAGUUAACCAGUGUGUAAGUCAGGCCUGCUCUGACUGCAGGGUUAUGUAAUACUCAUGUUCUGUGGUGGCCAUUUCAUGAACUUGCUGCUAAAUUCAGAAAAACUUAAUCCACCAGGAGACAAAAUCAUAACAAAUUUACAAGAAAGAUUUGGUUGACAGAAGAGAGAGAUGGAAAUCAGAGUUCAGGAGAAGGCCUGAGACUUCAAGUGACACCACAAACACCUCCUCGGCUGUUUAUACUCCAACAGCUGCGCAAAAGUUAGUUUAAUCUACAAUUCACAAAUCAUAAUCUGACAGGAAGAGUGUACAUUCUGGAAAAACCCAAAUAUAGCUUGAAACUUAAAACUGAAUUUCUCGAGCGUCUUGAGUGUUCUUGGAAUAUUUUAUUUUUGUGGAAAUAUGCUAUUGCUUGAUAAUUAGUGCAACUACAGAUAGUGUUGACAUUACAAAUUCCCCUGAAUGUUGUGUUUUGAUAUUGAGACAACCAGAAAUAUAACUCUAAUUAAUUGCUUUUUCUAUCAUAUUU